AUGAAAUUCAAUGGAAGUGAUAUUAUGAAGACAAGUAAUAUUGAUCAGAGAGAAGAUGAGUAUUGUGUCAGACUAAGAUCAAUUGGUGCUUAUCAAAAUGAACCUAGUACCAAAAAACAUGAUCCUAUGUGCAAAAGCAGCAACAAGGAAAAGUCUGUUGCUGCCGUACUUUCCCAUUCAUCGGAGAAGGAACACCAUAUUGAUAAUCAGUUGGGUAAAGAGAGAAGUUUUAGUGAUAAAGAGUCGAUGUGGUUGUCUUCAGAUUGUUCAUCACCUUCUGCAUUUUUCAGGGAGUAUAGAUGGUCUGGUUCCUUUCAUCUCUCACUUGAUGAACACAAGAAUGUACACACAGAUUUGAUGGAUGAAAAAGUAGCGAGUCGACUACUUAGUUCAGCUAUGAAUGAUGCAAAACCAAGAGAGUCGUUGUGUGAUGACUCAACAAGUUGUGGAAACUCUUCAGCUCCUCUUAGCAGCACACCUAGUUCCUCUCAGAUUUUAGAUUUGGAGAGAAUAGGUUAUCAAGUAUCUUUGUUGAAUCUUGAUGGGGAUGAUUACAAAUGGAUUCCAGAUACAGAAGUUGAGUCAUAUUGUCUUCAAUAUGCUUUUCACUCUCCAUCAUACAAGACUAGGUCGGAUCACGAGGCUGAGUUCACUAAUUCUUGUAUUUCUACAGCGACUGAAGCACAAAAUGAAAAACCAGGAUAUUGUUUUCCAUCAGAUCAAGCUUCAAAAGCUGUAGAGGUUGAAGAGUUGAACACAAAUGAACCUCUUUUUUGGCCAUUUGCUCAAAAAAUUGAUUGGAGUGCCGAAGCAACUUGGAACUGUUUUUCCAUGUCACCGCGGAAGAGCAUAGCAACUAUUGGAACUCCACUUGAUUCAAUUAUAUUAAGGCGUUAUAGGGGCAGCAUGGAUCUCAAACAAGAGCGUAGGAGAAAACUAGUGUUUAGCUUAGGAUCAACAACAUCAAAGAUACCAGAUAUGAAGCAAAGCUACACCAAGGGUAUCAAGGAUAUCCGAGAGAUCUGUAAUGCCCCUUCGAGGUUGAGCAGGGUAACCAAAAGGACUGAAAAAGACAAUAUUUUAGAACAUCAAAAUAAAGAAGUAACUAUAAAAAAACCAGUUGUUAUGGCUGAAGAUAUCAUGGAAGAAGAUUUUGAAUCAAAACAACAUGGGAUUGAGAUGUUCUUGGGCCUUGAUGAGUUUGAUGGUCACGAGGGAAUUGAUUUAACAUUUAACAAAGAUGAUUUCUCACUGAACAUAUCUUUCUGUUAG
Rosa chinensis is the source of this 1272-nucleotide messenger RNA. RefSeq lists its product as uncharacterized. The coding region runs from base 1 to 1272 and encodes 423 amino acids. The record is from RefSeq and is a predicted model, not a curated record. The transcript has a single exon. Lineage: Eukaryota; Viridiplantae; Streptophyta; Magnoliopsida; Rosales; Rosaceae.